AUGAACUGUCUUCUUGAAAGAAAUUGUGUAAAAGCGUUUGGAAAGGCCAUCCAUGCCCUGUCCCGGAUUGGAGAUGACCUGUGGUUGGACCCCAUGGUCAAAGGGCUGGCACUGAGAGCAGUGAGUUCUGCUCGAUCUGCAUACGCCUGCUUCCUCUUCUCGCCGCUGUUCUUCCAGCAUUACAGCCUGGGAUCAGUGUCUGAGCAGAGCGGUGAAACAAUCAAAUGCAAAAUUGUCAUGAAGUCUAUUCUACCUCUUUUCCGGUGUUUGACUUCCAUUGAGCGUAAUGUGGAACGAUGUCAGAUAUCAGUCGGCACAUCCGAUGACCAAGUGAUGAUCCAGUUUUUCUGCAGGCAUGGCAUCACUAAAACCCAUAACCUGCGUUUCGAGGAAAGUGAGGCUCUGCAGGCAGUGUUUGCCUCACACCUCUGUCCCAAUGUGCUGAAGGCUCCUGCCAGGCUUCUUGCUGACAUGGUGAUGCAUUUCCCAGUGUCCCAGGAGGAAAUCACUCUGUCUAUGACUCCUCUGAGAGUCAGUCUGAGAAAUUACUAUGAGGAAGGAAAUGAUCACAUGAGGAUGAUGCACACUGAGAUGUCCUUACACCCAGACGAGUUUGACUACUUUCAGGUCGGAGUGGACUCGGACAUAACCUUCUGUCUCAAGGAGUUGAGGGGUUUACUGUCCUUUGCAGAGUCACAUUGCCUUCCAGUGUCGGUCCACUUCGGUGCUGCAGGAAAGCCUGUGUGUUUCUCUGUGGAGCACAUGGUCCUGGAGGCCACUGUGGUGCUGGCUACACUCACUGACUCUGAAAGCAGGGGCCCCUCUCAGCCUGCAGAAGCCCUGGCCCCUACUACACCCAGGUGUGCAGAUGCUGCUGUUCUACCUGUGGGUUCAUGUGAGGCAGACAGCAGAGAGCCUCAGGGUGUUCCUGCAGUGAUGGAGCUGAUAGCAUCCAGCCAGGGCAGCCCUAUCACCAACGCGCCUGCUUCAGUGCUGCUUCUGCCUGAGACUGAUGACUGUAAUGCACUCGGUGAAUCUUAUGAGGCCUGUGCCAGUGCCACCGUGACUCCUGCUUCCUCCAUGAUCUGCUCCCUCUUGUUCAGGGCCUUGUCCUCAGAGCAGGACAACGAUGGUUGUGCCACCACAAUACCUGUUCUGGCAUGUUGCAGUGAUGAAGAGGAGAGUCUGCAGGAAGAUAAUACAGGAAGUCCUUGCCUCUAA
Chelmon rostratus (copperband butterflyfish) is the source of this 1221-nucleotide messenger RNA. RefSeq names its product RAD9 checkpoint clamp component B (gene rad9b). Gene Ontology annotation, biological process: DNA replication checkpoint signaling; cellular response to ionizing radiation; DNA repair. NCBI's taxonomy places the organism in Eukaryota, Metazoa, Chordata, Actinopteri, Chaetodontiformes, Chaetodontidae. Gene Ontology annotation, cellular component: checkpoint clamp complex. The transcript has 11 exons. The record is from RefSeq and is a predicted model, not a curated record. Bases 1 to 1221 code for a protein of 406 amino acids.